This is a messenger RNA of Ostertagia ostertagi, 1287 nucleotides long. NCBI's taxonomy places the organism in Eukaryota, Metazoa, Nematoda, Chromadorea, Rhabditida, Trichostrongylidae. The record is from the annotation of a GenBank genome assembly.
AUGAUCUAUGUUAUUGUGGGCGGCGGAAUCGCGGGCGUGAGCUGUUUGAGGCAACUUUUGGUAUCACUUCAUGGCUCGGACAACAUCAUUUUGAUCUCUGCCAGUAAACGAGUGAAAACAGUGUCGCAAUGGAGAAUGGUGAGGCAUAUCGGAACUGCUCAAGAUUUUUCUUUUACCUUUUUUCCCAAUUCGAAUAUCUUCUUCUUACAAAUUCAUCAUUUUCUGCUUCAGAUUGGUCAGUAUACCGAACAGUUCGAGGAACUACUGCUCAGCGGUCGAAAGGAUUCCUUGAAGUAUGACAGAUUAUGCAUAGCUACAGGUGCACUGCCAUUAUCGCCAUUUUCCAACGAUAAAGUGCUAACGAUUCGCGACACGGAGUCGGCUGAACAGUUGCAGCGUCGCCUCCAAGGAGCAAAACGUGUAGCUGUUGUAGGCAACGGAGGCAUUGCUACAGAAAUUGUUUUCGAAAUCAAGGGUGUUCAUGUUACAUGGAUCAUUCGUGACGACUCAAUUUCUUCGGUAUUCUUCAAUCCGGCAAUCGCGGAAUUCUUUCAGAAAAGAGUCGAAACGGGACGCCAAGAAGGUGCAAAGAACGCCGGUGUGCUUAAACGUCCGAGGUAUGGUCUUGAUGAUUUUGGUGAGAAAAAUACGGCACCGAACGUCGCUGGCUGCGCCCUUGGCCCUGACUGGAUUUCAUCCCUAUCAUUCGAGGAUAGUUCACAGGGCCGAUCUGUGAACAUUAUUCGUAAUGUAGAGGUCCAAAUGGUAGCUGAUGUUGAUGAUGGGUUGAAGUUAUCUCUCAGCAAUGGAUCUGAUAUUCGAUGUGACUUCGUGAUUUGGGCUACUGGAGUGGUUCCGGCGACGAGCGUUUGGACGAAUAAUUGUGAAAAGCUACAAAUUUCCUCAUCUGACGGGGGAAUAGUUGUCGACGAUGCGAUGCGCACUUCCGUUCCAGACGUCUACGCUUGCGGUGAUAUGCGACUUUGGACACAAGCGCGACAGAUGGGUGACUAUUGUGCUAGGUCUAUGAUGUCGAAUGGAGAUGUUGAAAAAGAUUUCUGUUUCGAGUUGUUCACUCACACUACUUCAUUUUUUGGCUUCAAGGUGAUUUUUCUGGGCGAUUUCAAGGGUGAGCGACAACCUGAAGGAUGGUAUACGAUCGAAAGAAUAAUCGAGGAAGAUCAGUUCGUUCAAUGUAUAAUGUUCAAUCAUCGUGUGGUUGGAGCUGUGCUCGUUGGAGAGACUGAUCUUGAGGCAUUCUUAUCCAGAAUAAUUUUGCAAUCCUAG